Molecule: messenger RNA, 1980 nt
Organism: Strongyloides ratti
Lineage: Eukaryota; Metazoa; Nematoda; Chromadorea; Rhabditida; Strongyloididae
Exons: 2
Coding region: 1-1980 (659 amino acids)
Source: RefSeq, a predicted model, not a curated record
AUGUUUUCAAAAGCCCCUAGAGGAGUAGGAAUUGAUGAUUCUAAAACUAAUGGAGUACUUUCUAUCAAAGGAUCACGUAUUCGGUCAGCUUCUUCAAUACUUAAAAAGUCAGAUGGUAUUUUAUUAAAUAGCUCGGGUUCAGUAACUAUUGAUACUACUAAUAAUUCUAAAACUAAUAAAGGAAAGAUUACAACACCAACAAAUAAAUCUGUCACAAUCAUUGAUAACAUAAAAGAUAAUAAAGCAAAAUCAUUAACAAAUAUUAAUAUUCCAAAAUGUUCUCAUUCCACUAAACAAAUUGAAGACUAUACAUUUUUGCAUGAUGUAUAUGUACAAAAUCUUCAACAACAAAUACAACUUUUAGAAAUGGAAAAUAACUAUUUAAAAAAAAGUCAAAAUAUGAGAGAAUCUGAUAAAGAAGAAGAAAAUUUAAAUAAAAUAAAAAAUGACAAUAUAAAACAAGGAACAACAAAUUAUGAAUCUCCUAAAAAGGCAAAUAUUGUAGAUAAUAGAUUUCAUGUAUUUGAUGAUGAUGAAAUUUCUAUAGCUUUAAGAGAUGAUGAUAUUAAGAAAGAGUCAUAUCAACAAUCUCCAAAAAAACAAUAUCCUAUGCAUUCCUCAUUUCAAAAAACAAAUUAUAAAACAGCUAAUGAAACGAAACUAGAGACAACAAUAUACAAACUUGAGAGUAAACUUAGUCAAAAAAAUGCAGAAAUUAGUGAAUUAAUGAGACUACGUGUAGAAUUGGAAGAAAAAGUAUGGGAACUAUCAGGGAACUUGGCAAAAAAAGACGAAUUAUCCAAUAGGAAUAGAAAUGUACUUCUUGAUGAAAAUAUAGUUUUACAGAAAAGGUUAGAUGAUUUAACACCAAUACUUUCACAGAAAGAAUCAAUUAUAUCACGUUUAGAAGCUGAAAAAGAUAAUUUGAUUAUUAGAUUGAGAUCAGCAAAACAAGAAUGCAAAGGCUUACAAUUAAGGUAUGAAGAAAAAGAGAAAGAAAAAGUGUCAAUUAAUGAAUUAGAAGGUAGAAGAAAACAAGAAAUUGAGAGGCUAGUAGAAAAAAUAAAGGAAUUUGACAAUGAAAAUAUUCAAUUAAAAAUGAAUGAACAAAGUUAUAUUGAUCAAUUAUCUUCAUUGAAAAGAAAAAUGAAGGAAGAAGAAUUGAAAAAUAAAAAGGAAAAAAGUUUAUCUGACAAAAUUUUAGACGACAACAAUAACCUGAUAAAGGAAAAUUCCAAAUUGUCAUCAGAAAUAAUGAAACUUCAAAUGAUUAUAGAGCAACAGGACAAAGAGUUAUCAAAAAUAAGAGAUUUUGAAGUUCAGGAACAAGAAUUUAUGGAGUCAAGACAAAGAGAACUUAACUUAAGGAAUGAACUUAGAAUUAAAGAAGAGUAUGUAACGGAUUUGAAAGAAAAAAUAAAAAAUUUAGAAAUGCAGUUGAAAGAAAAGCAAGUUCAAGAGGAAAAACAAAAUGAUGAAAAACAAAGAAUACAUAAUGAACUUGAGGGAUUAAAUGUGCUAUCAAAAGCGUUGUCAUCUGAUAACAAGACACUUCGAGAAAAUAAAAAUUCUCUUGAAGAUAAAAUUCAAAUUUUAGAAAAGAAAAUAUCGGAUAAAGAAGUAGAAAUAGGAAAAUUAAAGGAUGAAAAAGAUGAAAUGAAAUUAAGACAUUAUGAAGCAAUGGAAAAAAUGAGAAAAGAAAUAUUUUUACAUUCAGAAAAAACUAAUGAAUUUGAAGCAUUGGUAAAAAAAAUUAAAGAUUUAUCAGAUACGGCCGUUAAACUACAAUCACGCGAAGCAUCGACAAUUCGUAGCAUUAGUGUCUUAAGCCCACAUGCUAGUCAAGAUAAUGAACAUAAAUCUCAAAGUAGGAGUAUAUAUUCACUAAGAGAAUUUUCAAAUAUAAGUGAAGAAUCCACUAAUACUUCUUUAAAUGAAAAAAUUAAUAGUUUUUCAGAAAUGUUAAAAUAUAAAAGUUGA